Molecule: messenger RNA, 1794 nt
Organism: Aricia agestis (brown argus)
Lineage: Eukaryota; Metazoa; Arthropoda; Insecta; Lepidoptera; Lycaenidae
Product: ionotropic receptor 75a-like
Exons: 10
Coding region: 64-1794 (576 amino acids)
Source: RefSeq, a predicted model, not a curated record
AUAUGCUAUUUACUAUGCAUUGUUAAGAAUAUCAAACAGUUGUUCAGAUUGAAUAAAUCAAAGAUGCUAGUUUCAGUGAUAUUAGAAAUUUUUAAAUUCAAGCUUGCUAGUACAAUUUUAGUGCUAUCUUGUUGGGAUGAUAAUGAGCAAGUAAAGUUUAUGCGUCAACUGAUAUCUCGUGGAGUGAGAGUCGCUAUGUCAUGCGAUGGUAACGACAUACCGCCGGUCAGCAUCCAUCAGCUGCAUGGUAUUUUGUACUUCAGCAAUAGCAAUAUAACGAAAGGGAUUAAACGGGAGGACUUUGGAUACUGGAACAAAUGGGUGAUAGUUGGCGACACUGUACCAAAAUUUUUGAAAGCGACUAGAAAUGACGCUGAUAUUGUACUUGUUACUCCAGAGAAUACCGAUGCUGAAAUAAGUGACGUUUAUGUUCAUCCUGUUGAGGAACCCUCAAUACAUCCAUGGGCCUAUUGGAAUACGAAUGAUGGUCUCCAAAUAGUAUACGACCAUCAACGACUACGACGACGAUGGAAUUUAAAGAAGCAUACUUUAAGAAUUGCUACACCGCUUGGGACAUAUUCUAACGAAACCUAUAAUGGGACAUUUAAAGAGUAUCUGUUGGAUAUGUCGAUGCCGGAGAAAGAUUCCGGCGUUCGAGCUGGAUACACUACGGCUCUGAUCAUGAUAGACGCUCUUAACGCUACCGAAGAAAUGAUUCCGACACUUUUAUGGGGCACAGAAGUUAAUAACAGCAGUAUGUUAUUGAAACUAAGAAGAGAGGAGGCCGAUAUUGCGGGGGGUAUAUUGAGGAUUUUGCUGACACGAAUUCAAAAAUUAGACUAUACCGUUUCAUUAUGGCCUUUUCACGUGGGUUUCACUUACUUGGCAGAACGAGAGAGCAGCAGCAACAUGUUUGCUGAGCCCUUCACUGCGGGAGUAUGGUGGUGCUGUCUUGCUCUUUUCAUUAUCCUUGCCUUUGCUCAGCGCGUUACAUCCAAAACACCUUUUGAAAAAGAAGGAGCGUAUAUUGCUGUUUUGGCAACUUCCUUACAACAAGACGCAAGCGCUGUCCCCGAAGGAGUAUCAGGUAGAUGGACAUUCCUGGUACUAUCUACAUCGGCCAUGCUGAUUCACGCCUACUACACUUCCGCUAUUGUUUCUACGCUUAUGAACGCUGGUAGAGAUGGACUGGACUCGCUGAGAGCUCUGGGUGACUCCAAAUACGCUAUAGCAUCAGAUGAUUACGACUAUAUGCGAUUUUUUAUGUUCGAUGUGAAAACGAAUUGGAGUGAUAUGGAAUAUCUGAAGCAAAAGAAAAUGACAUCAAACCUGUAUCACGACGCCCAACAAGGGGUGAAGCUGAUACAAGGAGGACAGACCGCUUACCACACUGAGUACAACCAGCUGUACCCAUAUCUGAGGUCAUUUACUGAUGAUGAAAUAUGUAAGGUCCAACAUGUUGAUACUAUUCCAGAGACGUUGACCUGGGUGACUACGACAAAAUUUGGCCAGUGGACCAAUUUAUUCCGUAUUGUCGGCGGCUGGCUGCACGAGACCGGCUUGAAGGCUCGCGUCGUCACCCGCCUGAGAAUCAGGCCGCCGCCUUGCCAAGCGGCUCUCCUUGCUGAAAAAGUUAACAUCAAUGACGUCGCACCCGUCAUCAUCAUUACUUUCACGGGCAUGGUCAUUUCGGUGAUCAUAUUGGGAAUGGAAGUCCUGUAUUCGAAAUGGCAAAAGAGAAAUCGAAAAACUGCAGUGGCGUUUGGAGUCGUGGAAGAAUUUUUCCGUGACUAA